Messenger RNA from Tupaia belangeri chinensis (Chinese tree shrew), 1025 nucleotides. RefSeq names its product CD209 molecule (gene CD209). Bases 182 to 889 code for a protein of 235 amino acids. Lineage: Eukaryota; Metazoa; Chordata; Mammalia; Scandentia; Tupaiidae. The transcript has 7 exons. The record is from RefSeq and is a predicted model, not a curated record.
CCAUCCCACGCCACCCCAGAAGCUCUGCAUUCUCCCGUUAGUCCCUUCCGGUAAUUCGCUUCUACCCAGUUCCCUGUUUUUCUUCCUGAGUGAGCACACAUUCAGGGAACAAGGACCACAAGGCAGGAGAUCCAAGCUGUGGUCUCCAGCAGUCCCCAGUAUCGAGGGACAGCAAGUGGACAUGAGUGACUCCAGGGACCCCGGGGCGCGAGAGCUGGAGGACGAGGAGCUGAUAACCAGGGGCUUCAGUUUUCCCAAAAAAGUCUUCGAAUUCCGACAGAUUCACGGCCUCAGGAGUUUUUCAGGGUGUCUGGGCCACGUCCCCGUGCUGCAGCUCCUGUCCCUCCUGCUGUUCGCUGGGCUCCUGGUGGCCAUCCUUGUCGAAGUGUCCAAGGCCUCCAGCUCCCACGGGGAGAAGCUGCUGAUGCAGGAGGAAAUCUCUGAGGGACUGACCCAGCUGAAGGCCAGCGUUGCCCGCCUGUGCCGUCCCUGUCCCUGGGAGUGGAUGUCCUUCCAAGGAAACUGCUACUUCUUCUCCAACUCCCAGCGGAAGUGGCAGGACUCCGUCACUGGCUGUGAGGAAAUGGGGGCCCAGCUUGUCAUAGUCAGGAGUGACGAGGAACAGAGCUUUCUAAAGGCGCAGACGACCUCGAGUAACCGCUAUAACUGGAUAGGGCUCUCCGACCUGAAACAUGAAGAUGUAUGGCAUUGGGUGGACGACUCACCUCUGCAGACCAGCUUCACGAAGUUUUGGAACCGAGGGGAGCCCAACAACAUCGGGGAGGAGGACUGUGUGGAAUUGAACAGCAAUGGCUGGAACGAUGCUGGAUGCGACGUCGAAAAGUUCUGGGUCUGCAAGAAGUCCGCAGCUUCCUGCUCCAGUCCCUGAAGGCUGGCUGGCUCCUUGGCUCCUGCAGCCCUAACCCUCCCUCCUGGGUGGGACAUUGAAAUCAUAGCAGGCCGGGACCAGCAGCUGGCGUAAUGGCUAUGUUGCUGGACUCCCAUGUAGCUGACCAUGGUUCGAG